Molecule: messenger RNA, 841 nt
Organism: Amphimedon queenslandica
Lineage: Eukaryota; Metazoa; Porifera; Demospongiae; Haplosclerida; Niphatidae
Product: halilectin 3, beta chain-like
Exons: 4
Coding region: 62-658 (198 amino acids)
Biological process (GO): cell-matrix adhesion
Cellular component (GO): lysosome; extracellular region
Molecular function (GO): calcium ion binding
Source: RefSeq, a predicted model, not a curated record
UAGCAAAGUUUUUCCUGAAUUUGGAAAGUCACUCUAUACUCAAAUUAUUUGCAGUGAAAAGAUGAAAUAUCUUGCUGUUGUAGUUGCUGCUCUGCUCUUUGUGGCUGCUAAUCCAAUAAAGGCAGCACCAGCUUGUGGCACCACCCCAACACAGUGGACUGGCUACAUUUAUGAAAUCUCAUUUGAAGAUGCCAAGCUAGCACUGAGAAUGUCUGAGGCUAAUUAUGAUCGUAAUGCCAAGAAACUCAAGAUAUCUGACGUUGUUGCACAAGAAUCAGCUCAAAAGACUAUCACACUCCUUGAUUACUCAACUGGAUCAUCAUACACUUCAAUUGAAGGACAGUGUACUAAGGGAAAUGUUACUGGUGAUAUCCCAAACUUUGGAGUACCAGCUGGUUCUACUUCUAACCCCAGUGGAGCCGAGUACCUAGGAUCAUCUCUGCCUAACCUAGGUGUACUGGCGUAUGACUAUUAUGGUACUAACAGUGUUGAUGGCGAUUAUUUUGCAACAUAUACACCAAUUGGUGAUGGUAGUGUGUGUGUUCCUAUCCUUCGUGCCACAUUGACUGCAAGUCCCCUGAAGGAAGCUGUCUUUAAGUACACUAAUAUAACAACUACUCUUCCAUCAGAUCCCUUUAGCAUGCCUCCUGGAUGCUAAAAGAAGUGUGACGAUGCUAAAGAAGUGUGACGAGGCUAAUUAUAACUUUAGAGUGCUAAUUUAUAGGCCUGUUUUAAUUGCUAUUAUUUUUAUUUUUGUGCUUAUGCUAUAGUGAUCUUUACUGCUUUUGUGUGUUUUAUUAUUACAAGUGAAUGAAAUUUAGCUGUUAAACUGAACAAUAAA